CACUAACCGGUCAUAUGGAGUAACUAUCACCCAGCACAGUAGGAUUUAUUUUUAAAACGUGUAUUACGUAAUACAGAAAUACUUAAUUAUGACUCACACUUGUAAAUCUUUAACAUAUAAGACCAAAAGAUAAGGAUUUACUAAUUAUCUAUCAACGUGCUUAAUCCCGUUACUGGCCGUUAGUAACACGAUUUAUGUAUAAAUGGUGACUUGGGACAGAAACAAGUACGUUUAGUUUGUUUCACUAAUUUAGCAUAUACGGUACUUAUACACAGUUCUCUAGUCCAUAUAUUUGGCUAAAUAAUCUGAAAGAACCAUGGCAGAGGCGUUUGAUCAGGGAAUUCGUGGAACCUUUCAGAACGUACGGAAUAAUAACACCUUUCAACGAGAGGGGAAGAAGAGUACCCUUAACCGACUUUCGUCCGAUAUUGAUAUUCACCAUUUGGGACGCUUGGUCUAUUCUUUGGACCUAUGCUUACCCGCCUUCAGGGAAGAUGAAAUUAAAAACGCAAAUAGAUUAUUUAAUGAGAAGUCUGGAAUGCUUAGCAGAAAGCUUGAUAACAAUUCAACCGAAUCAAAAUUUACGACCAUCAACUGUAAACAUAACGUACUCAAGAGAGACUCAAAAAGGAAUAGCUGUGAAGUACAUGAUGGGUGCUUCAGUUCGUUGCAGAGUACCAAUGAACUGCAAGGUGACAAGUUCGAGAGUACAAAAUAUGCAGACGUUGUAUCGGGCAUCAGAUGUGGUGAAUGUCCUAACCGACGAUCAAUUGGAAUUUUGCAGACACGAUUUGGGGAAUUGUUCAGAAUCGGUACCCUGGGAAAUAAUGCGUGGACAACUGAUGGAACCCCUUCAGAAACGUGUCGUUUUAUACACGCGCACUCUUUCCCUACCCAAGAAUCAUCAACCAUUGAAGAUAAAGGAACCGUGUCCCAAGUGCCAGCAUGUGCAGUCCAGAAUGGAAAAACAUUGCGUUACAACAAUAAUUCCAUAUUAGUUGAUGCUUUUGGGAAAUCUGGACGAUCUCGUAUUGGAGCUUUUAUUGGUUUUAAGAUUCUCAAGGAUAGUGAUCCAAAAGAACUAACUAGCUAUAUAACAAGCGUUUCAGAAUUUGGUUUUAAUCAUAUAAUUAUUAUUGGGGAGAUUUACUCUGGAAUUGUCUUUUUAGAUUGUUAUGGUCGUGUUUUUGUGUGGGAAGAUGAAGGUCAAAUGGUGUUUCCACUUGGGGGUUCCCCUGAAGAAGCAUCAAAAAGAUCAAUAGGAGGAGAUAAGUUGGGAUGGUUUGUGGAGAAUGGAAAUGUAUAUAUGUAUAUUAAGAAACCUCAACCUUGUUUCUUCCAGUUUGAUACAAUAAGGGGAACGUAAAACAAGAAAGACAAAAGUUCGGGGUGAAGAGUAUCAUUAAUAUGAUUAAAAUUAUUAAUUAUGCAUUAUUUUAAAAAAUUAAAUGUAUCUUAACUACUCACAUUAUCUUUUUAACCUAAUAAAGUAUGCUAUUGCGCCACAAGUCAUAUACGAUUGUUAUCCUUAGUAUUAUGUAUCUGUAUUCCACAUAUAUAAAUAUCAAUAAAGUUUCGCCCCUCGGGGAUAUAAUUU
Messenger RNA from Rhizophagus irregularis DAOM 181602=DAOM 197198, 1597 nucleotides. The record is from RefSeq and is a predicted model, not a curated record. NCBI's taxonomy places the organism in Eukaryota, Fungi, Glomeromycota, Glomeromycetes, Glomerales, Glomeraceae.